This is a messenger RNA of Candidula unifasciata, 753 nucleotides long. The record is from the annotation of a GenBank genome assembly. NCBI's taxonomy places the organism in Eukaryota, Metazoa, Mollusca, Gastropoda, Stylommatophora, Geomitridae.
AUGAAACAGAGUGUGCACAUGCCCGGUGUCGAUCCUAGAUCGUUCCGCUGCUGUCUAUGUUGCCAUGUCAAGACAGGGACCCUGAUUUAUGGCGUGUUUAUUGCGUUUGCCCACAUUAUUUUGUUGGGUUUGCUUGUCUUUGCUGCAAUCCACCCGGAUGUUCUCAUGCCACAAAACCAACCUCAUUAUGAUGGAAUUGUUGUGCAGACAGAAAGUGGCAACAUCUUUCAGACUUUUGAGCAGCCUGCCAGGCAGCACAUCACCAAAGACAACCUGUGUGUGAUGUUUGGGAUUUCUCUGGUCUGCUUUGUAUCAACCUUGGCUCUCAUUUAUGGAAUUGCAAGAAACCUGGCCAGCUACCUGAUGCCCUUCUUCUGCCUGCAAGUGUUUGACUUCUGCCUUAGCUGUCUAACAGUGGUUGGCUGCUUCACUUAUGCUCCCAAUAUUAAACAGUGGAUUCAUGACCAGAACCUGGAAAACUAUCCUGGAGUUGACCAUCUAAUGACUCUGGAUUCUGACUAUCUGAUGCUGCUGUUUGUGACCCUGCUGAUCCUUGUUUUGUCAGUCAAGGCUUAUCUGAUGGGGAUGGUGUGGUCCUGCUACAAAUACAUCCAGAUGCACGUGGCUUCCCGUAGUGUUGUGAGGGAGUACUCUGUCGAUCCUGACUCCGAGAUGCUUCUCCCUCCAAAGUAUGAAGAUGCAGUAAAGAUUCCAGGCAACUACCCCCAGCCUCCUGUCUACAGCAUGGAAUAG